AGCCGCUCUUCCCUUUUAUAUAGCCGACAUCAUCGGUUCUCGUCGCUUUGAGCUCUGAAAGCUGUCCGCAACGAGCUGAGGCUCUUAUCCCCCUGUGUAUAACCCGGCCAAGUCUUGGGGCUCUCUCCUGUCGCCGCCAGGUACUCCGAUCCCCCGUCUUACCUGCAGCCAACGGCGCAUUGGUCCGCGCCCCCCAUCGGGGAUCUCGUCACGAUAUAUCACUUCAAUCCGGGCAGUCCAGAAGAAAGAGCAAGGCUGUGUGGCGCUGUGUUGUGUGAAUAACGAACAAAAUGGGUUCCUGCUUCAGUACGGAAGCAACGGGGGAGAUGACGGAACAGAAAAAGAGAAGCCAGAUAAUCGAUCGGAGACUAGAGGAGGAUUCGAGACAGUUACGGAGAGAAUGCAAAAUCUUACUACUUGGAUCCGGAGAAAGCGGCAAAUCCACCAUCGUCAAACAGAUGAAGAUCAUCCAUCAAAAUGGCUAUACCGUUGAAGAACUAGCUUUAUAUCGCUUGACCGUCUACAAGAACCUGCUCGAGUGCGCCAGAUCCCUCAUUGGUGCUUACGAACGUUACGACCUUGAACCCUCCAGUCCCAAAGUCCAAGAGUUCAUCGAAUUCCUGUCCGACUACAACAUCGAUCCCGAUCCCAACACUCCCCUCGAUUCGACUGUCGGGGACGCCAUCACCUACCUAUGGAGUGACCCGUGUACAUCAACCGCACUCGAACAUCAAAAUGAAUUUUACCUGAUGGACUCUGCACCAUAUUUCUUUGAGGAGGCCAAACGGAUAACUUCGCCAGACUAUAUCCCCAACGUCGACGAUGUGCUUCGCGCGCGAACAAAGACCACCGGUAUUUACGAGACUAGAUUCACCAUGGGCCAGCUGAGUAUACAUAUGUUUGACGUUGGUGGUCAGCGCAGUGAACGAAAGAAGUGGAUCCACUGUUUUGAGAACGUCACCUCCAUCAUCUUUUGCGUGGCAUUAAGUGAAUAUGACCAGGUGCUCUUGGAAGAAAGCAAUCAGAACCGAAUGAUGGAAAGUUUAGUUCUCUUUGAUUCGGUUGUCAACUCUCGGUGGUUUAAGCGAACUAGUAUCGUCCUGUUCCUGAACAAAGUCGACUUGUUCCGCCAAAAGCUUCCUCGUUCGCCUUUGAUCAAUUACUUCCCCGACUAUUCUGGCGGUAAUGACGUGAAUCGCGCGGCCAAGUAUCUGCUCUGGCGGUUUAACCAGGUCAAUAGAGCACACCUCAAUCUCUAUCCACACUUAACGCAAGCAACCGAUACGACAAAUAUUCGUCUGGUAUUUGCAGCGGUCAAAGAAACUAUACUGCAGAAUGCCUUGAGGGAUUCAGGUAUUCUCUAGUUUUGCCAACUGUCUGGUGACUACUAUCUAGCGUGAUACAACUCCGCCAGUUGUCUCUCACCGACUCCCUUUUACCGUUCCUCUAUCUUCCUUCUCCAUCUAUUUGCCUCUCUUCCCUCUCUUUUUUUUUUUUUUUUU
Aspergillus glaucus CBS 516.65 is the source of this 1502-nucleotide messenger RNA. RefSeq names its product guanine nucleotide-binding protein subunit alpha gpaB (gene gpaB). Lineage: Eukaryota; Fungi; Ascomycota; Eurotiomycetes; Eurotiales; Aspergillaceae. The transcript is spliced from 6 exons. The record is from RefSeq and is a predicted model, not a curated record. Gene Ontology annotation, biological process: adenylate cyclase-activating G protein-coupled receptor signaling pathway. Gene Ontology annotation, molecular function: GTP binding; GTPase activity; G-protein beta/gamma-subunit complex binding. Gene Ontology annotation, cellular component: heterotrimeric G-protein complex. The coding region runs from base 291 to 1364 and encodes 357 amino acids.